UUUUCGAGCCUUGGACUGAUUUGCUCAUCAUCCGUUGCUGAAAUUGACAACAUCGACGCGCUUUGUCGACAUAACCUCGGAGCAGAAACACAAAACCGCUUGUGUGGGGUAUCUAAACUUUUCAUCGAUAAAACUACAGUGCUGUCGUGUCUGCAUUGCUGUGAAAGAAUGACGCAUUUACGGCACAUCGUCCGAUUCCGGAGCUUUGCCUUUUUCUUUGUUCUGGUCGAAUAUGCACACGGAGACCUCAGCUAUUCUGUUCAAGAGGAGCUGAAACGCGGAGCUGUGAUUGGAAACAUUGCCAAGGAUCUCGGAUUGGAGGUGGGCAAACUGUCUACUCGCAAAGCUCGUGUUGAUAUGGAAAAGAACAACAAACAGUAUUGCGGCAUAAACCUCCGGACGGGAGAUUUAAUGGUUGCUGACAGAAUUGACCGCGAGGAGCAUUGCGGGGAAAAGCCUUCGUGUGUUCUGAAAUUCGACCUGCUGCUGGAAAAUCCUUUGGAAUUGCACCGGCUGUCUUUGCAAGUUCAGGAUGUGAAUGAUAAUGCUCCCGUUUUCCCCAAGGAUAUUAUAAAGCUGGAAAUAAGUGAGUCCGCUGAUAAAGGAGCCAAAUAUCGCAUUAAUGCAGCACAAGAUCCAGAUGUAGGUACAAAUUCUGUUCAAAGUUACAUUUUGCAAGAAAAUGGCAAUUUUGUGUUUCACAUUCAGACGACAAAUGAUGGCAGUAAAUACGGCGAGCUAAUUUUAGAUAAGGAAUUGGACAGAGAAGAGCAGCAGGAAAUGAAAUUAUUGCUAACGGCACUGGAUGGUGGAUCUCCUCAGAGAUCUGGGACUGUAGUCAUUCAUGUCAUCGUACUUGAUGCGAAUGACAACGCCCCAGUUUUUACCCAGACUGUUUAU
Hippocampus comes (tiger tail seahorse) is the source of this 900-nucleotide messenger RNA. RefSeq names its product protocadherin beta-16-like. The transcript has a single exon. Gene Ontology annotation, molecular function: calcium ion binding. Gene Ontology annotation, cellular component: plasma membrane. Gene Ontology annotation, biological process: homophilic cell-cell adhesion. The record is from RefSeq and is a predicted model, not a curated record. Lineage: Eukaryota; Metazoa; Chordata; Actinopteri; Syngnathiformes; Syngnathidae. The annotation marks the transcript as partial.